AUGUUACAAUGCUUGAAACUAUCAACUAAAGCCAAAGUCAGUUACCAAGUAUCUGAAAGUCUUGAGAAUGCAAUACAUUUAGCAACAAUAUAUAAUACUGCAAUAUAUAUUGUUGAUAGAAUAAGAAGCUUAGUCUCUGAAGAAAUUAAAAGUAAUAGCUUUAAAGCUGUCAGUUUAGAAAAUAAUAAAAUAAUACCUAUGGAACUUAAUAGAACCAAAUAUAAACAAAAAAGCCAUAUAGCAAAAAUAUGUCUUAACAAACAAACCUCAAACUCUAGAACUUUUUCAAGUACAAAUGCUAAUAUGAAGCAAGUAAACUUGAUAGAAAAAGAAGUUAGUGUUUAUAGUAAAAAGAAAGAAAAACUCCUAUAA
This is a messenger RNA of Cetraspora pellucida, 372 nucleotides long. The record is from the annotation of a GenBank genome assembly. NCBI's taxonomy places the organism in Eukaryota, Fungi, Glomeromycota, Glomeromycetes, Diversisporales, Gigasporaceae.